Molecule: messenger RNA, 1423 nt
Organism: Limulus polyphemus (Atlantic horseshoe crab)
Lineage: Eukaryota; Metazoa; Arthropoda; Merostomata; Xiphosura; Limulidae
Gene: Gcat
Product: 2-amino-3-ketobutyrate coenzyme A ligase, mitochondrial-like
Exons: 12
Coding region: 102-1391 (429 amino acids)
Biological process (GO): biosynthetic process; L-threonine catabolic process
Molecular function (GO): pyridoxal phosphate binding; glycine C-acetyltransferase activity
Source: RefSeq, a predicted model, not a curated record
UUUCGUGUGAAUUUAACGCAUGGUUAACUUCUGUUACGUGUACGACUGUUGUCUAAAAUUUCGAUUGCAACUUUUACGUUACCUUCUGGUUGAGAUUAAGAAUGGCAUAUUCACAUCUGACAAGCUUUUUAGGUACCAUUUCUCUUAGAUUAACACCUUCAGUCUCUGUGUGGAAUUCUUGUUAUCGUAGCUGCAAUUCUUCAUGGGCUGCUACUAAAGCUAUUUUGGACCAGGAAUUAAAAUCCAUUAAAAAUGCAGGAACAUGGAAGGAGGAAAGAAUUAUUACUUCUCGUCAAGAUGCUUUGAUUAGUGUGGAAGGAAAAACUGAAAAAGUCUUGAAUUUUUGUGCAAAUAACUAUUUAGGACUUUCAAGUCAUCCAGCUGUUGUGGAAGCAGGCAAAAAAGCUUUAGACAAAUAUGGGGCAGGACUCAGUUCUGUUCGAUUUAUUUGUGGAACACAGGACCUUCAUAAGGAAUUGGAAAGAAAAGUAGCUAAGUUCCAUGGUCGAGAAGAGGCAAUAUUGUAUGCUAGUUGCUUUGAUGCCAAUGCUGGUUUAUUUGAAGUUCUUCUGACACCUGAGGAUGCAGUCAUAUCUGAUGAGUUGAAUCAUGCUUCUAUUAUAGAUGGAAUUCGUUUGUGUAAAGCCCAAAAAAUACGUUAUCAACACCGAAAUAUGAAAGAAUUAGAAGAAAAACUCGAGGAAAGUCAGGGAGCUCGUUUGAGACUGAUUGCUACAGAUGGGGUUUUUAGCAUGGAUGGGAAUGUUACACCACUAAGAAACAUAUGUGAUCUGGCAGAAAAAUACAAAGCAAUGGUCUUUGUUGAUGAAUGUCAUGCUACAGGAUUUUUUGGCAGAACUGGAAGAGGCACCGAGGAAUAUUUCAAUCUAACAGGAAGAGUGGAUAUAAUUAAUUCAACCCUUGGAAAGGCCCUUGGUGGUGCUGCAGGUGGAUAUACUACAGGUAAAAAAGAAGUUAUUGAGUUGCUUCGACAAAGGUCAAGACCAUAUCUGUUUUCCAAUACUUUGCCACCUCCUGUUGUUGCUUGUGCCAGUAAAGUGUUUGACAUAUUGAUGGACAGUUCCACUUUGACUGAUAAAGUGAAAAAAAACACACAAAAAUUUAGAACUGAAAUGAAAGCUGCUGGCUUUAAUGUUAUUGGUGAUGACCAUCCUAUUUGCCCAGUGAUGCUUGGCGAUGCUCGUCUUGCUUCGGUAUUUGCUGAGGAAAUGCUAGAAAGAGGAAUCUAUGUCAUUGGUUUCAGUUUUCCUGUUGUACCAAAAGGCAAAGCCAGAAUCAGAGUCCAGAUUUCAGCAGCUCAUUCUGAGCAAGAUAUUGAUAAGACUGUGGAUGCAUUUUUAGAUGUUGGAAAGAAACUUAAAGUGAUUUAAUUGCAAAUAACUUUAUUUGUUUUUAAUUAUAU